Clarias gariepinus (North African catfish) is the source of this 5747-nucleotide messenger RNA. RefSeq names its product 5'-nucleotidase, cytosolic IIb (gene nt5c2b). Bases 208 to 1902 code for a protein of 564 amino acids. Gene Ontology annotation, molecular function: 5'-nucleotidase activity. The transcript is spliced from 18 exons. The record is from RefSeq and is a predicted model, not a curated record. Lineage: Eukaryota; Metazoa; Chordata; Actinopteri; Siluriformes; Clariidae.
GGAGACGGGUAUAUUCACUUGUACAGGACAGAGACAGGAGAAAAAGGUGCUCGCACAGCUGCACGCGCUCUGCUCUCCGGUGGUGGUGGUGGUGUUAAUAGUGGUAGUGUUUGUUGGUGGUGUGCUACAGCGCAUGCUCAGAUCUCCUGCUUGUGCAGCUGCAGCUUUCUGCUUCUUCACUGAAAGGUGGAUUAAAAUUUAAGCCUAAUGGAUAUAAAGAUGACUACAUCAUGGAGCGACCGCCUUCAGCAUUACGCAGACCUCCCAGCGAACAUGGACAGAUUGGCAAUGAAAAAAUACAGACGCGAAGCCUAUCACAGAGUAUUUGUGAACAGAAGUUUGGCAAUGGAGAAGAUCAAAUGCUUCGGUUUUGACAUGGAUUACACUUUAGCAGUAUAUAAAUCUCCAGAAUAUGAAUCCCUGGGUUUUGACCUGACUGUUGAGCGGCUGGUUUCUAUUGGCUACCCACAGGAACUGCUCAGCUUUGUGUACGACCCGUCCUUCCCUACGAGAGGUCUGGUGUUUGACACAUUGUACGGGAACCUCCUGAAGGUUGAUGCCUACGGAAACAUCCUGGUGUGUGUCCAUGGCUUCAAUUUCCUGCGCGGGCCUGACAUCCGAGAGCUCUACCCCAACAAAUUCAUCCAGCGUGAUGACACUGAACGCUUCUACAUCCUCAACACUCUUUUCAAUCUACCAGAAACCUACCUCUACGCCUGCCUCGUGGACUUCUUCUCAAGCUGCGACCGGUAUUCGAGCUGUGAGACAGGCUUCAAAGACGGAGACCUCUUCAUGUCCUUCAAGAGCAUGUUCCAGGACGUGCGGGACGCCGUAGACUGGGUCCAUUUUAAGGGAACCCUGAAAGAAAAAACAGUGGAGAACCUGGAGAAAUACGUGGUGAAAGACCCCAAGCUGCCUCUGCUGCUCAGCCGCAUGAACGAAGUCAGCAAAGUGUUCCUGGCCACCAACAGCGACUACAAAUACACAGAUAAAAUCAUGACCUACUUGUUUGAUUUCCCCUAUGGUCCCAAGCAAAGUCUUCCGCAUCGGCCAUGGCAGUCUUACUUCGACCUAAUCCUGGUGGACGCACGGAAGCCGCUGUUCUUUGGGGAGGGAACUGUACUGAGACAGGUCGAUACGACCACCGGGAGGCUUAAGAUUGGAACAUACACGGGACCUCUGCAGCAUGGCAUAGUCUACUCUGGAGGGUCCUCAGACAUUGUGUGUGACCUUUUGGGUGCUAAAGGAAAGGACAUCCUUUACAUCGGGGACCACAUUUUUGGAGACAUUUUAAAAUCUAAAAAGCGCCAGGGUUGGAGGACGUUCCUGGUAAUCCCCGAACUCGCCCAGGAGCUGCAUGUCUGGACUGACAAGAGCUCGCUUUUCGAAGAACUCCAGGGUCUGGACAUUUUCUUGGCAGAGCUGUAUAAACAUUUGGACAGCAGCAGCAAUGAGAGACCGGACAUUAGUGCCAUCCAGAGGCGAGUGAAGAAAGUAACCCACGACAUGGACAUGUGCUACGGCAUGAUGGGUAGUCUGUUCCGCAGCGGCUCUCGCCAGACCCUGUUUGCCUCACAGGUGAUGCGUUACGCCGACCUGUACGCCGCCUCCUUCAUCAACCUGCUGUACUACCCGUUCAGCUACCUGUUCAGAGCUGCACACGUGUUGAUGCCACAUGAGUCAACAGUGGAGCACACUCACGUGGACACUGACACAGAGUCCCCACUGGCGACACGCAACCGCCACUGCAUCGACUGCAAGGAAAUAGACUGCAAACGCAGCCAGCUGACACGCUCUCUUAGUGAAAUCAAACCCCCUAAAAUGUUCCCCCAGGUUCCACAGGAGAUCACGCACUGCCACGAUGAAGACGAUGACGAGGAGGAAGAGGAAGAGGAGGAAUAGACGUCUGUCCUCGAGUCAGGCCUGACGUUUUCUUCAAUUCCCUAAGGGAAACUUUCAACUUUAGUGAUGGGAACAAGAGUGAGGGUUUUUUAGGACAAAGAGGAACUUUGAAAUAUAAAAUAUAUCUAAAAAUAUAUCAAAUAUAAAAGUGUAGCAUGUAAGGGUCAAGCUCAAAUGGUUAAUGCAUCAAAGUUUAGCUUGGGUAAAUAAUCCCCUGGGGGAAAAAAAAAAGAUGUGUUUGCAGUUUCCAUGUUUUUUUUUUUUAAGUUUUACAGAAGGAAAAGAGCAAAGUGCAUAUUUAAUGUACACUAAGCUAUAUAAACUCAAGCUGAGUAUUCGAGUGGGACAUGUAUUCUAAUGAGUUUACAGUAUGUCAGAGAUGCACAAGUCAUUUUUCAGAGUCAAUCAUAUGAAAAAUGAUCAAACAAGCAACUAUGCUUCAUAUUCCAGCCUGUUAUAUAAUUCACAUAUUAUGCAUCGUGCUGUAAGUUAGUUGCAAAUGCAUGAUGUUCGGAAGAUUGAUUAUUCUGAACGUACUGCACAUAAUUAAGAAAAAUAACCGCACCGGUUUCCCUCUAUGUUUAAUUUUUUUUCCAAAUGUAAUUUCAAUCCAAAUGCUGCCUUCUACAGGACUUAAGGGUAAAUACAAAGCACGUGUGUUGGCAGGAUGUGCCUCUUAUUAGAGAGCUGUCUGUGAUAGGAAUGUAAAUGAAGUCCCGAGGGGCGAUGCAGCUCGCCGUGACGGCCAAAAUGAUGGCUACGAAAAGAAUGGCACAAAACACAAGCGCCCCUGUUACUUGGCAACCCCUGUGCCAGUCAAACCACAUAUGGCCAGUUAGAUUUUUUUUUUAAUUAUUUUAUUUUUUUAAUGGCAGUGAUGUCAACUGUAGUGCUAUGCAGCAAAGCGAGCUGCCUCUUUUUCUCAUUCACACUCGCGCACACUACAAAAUAUAAACAUAUUUUUAUACUCAAUGUCUCUGUUUGUGGAGAUGAACUACUAAAAUUGUAUUUUUUCCAGUGCCAUAUUAUUUACACAGUCACUUCUAGCGAUGCCCUUUUCCACGCUGCGCAAACAGUAUAAGUGAACCGGAUAUGCAAAAACUCUUGUAAAUAGUGUACUUUAUAGCUGGCGUGGGUAGAUAAUUUAGAAAAUUUAAAUAUACGUGGAUAUUAAAAUAUAUAUACGCGUGGGAUUUAGUGUGCACUGAGCUCAGCAGAUCAGUUAGAAUAGUUCAGAUAAGCAUUCGAUAUGACUGGAGAGUUUUUACUCCCAUGAGGACCAAUAGCGUUAAGAGCACUCUGACCAUUCAGCUUUUUAUCUCAGCAAGGUCCCUAUAGCAGAGGUGCCAACAUCUACAGUGAAGUUGAAGCAUUUACUGUUUAAGCCCUUUGCCAAGCUGAUACGGGAGACACAUGGGGGACAAUACUACUUUUUUUAGUAGAUAAAGUAGCAGAUGGGAAGGAUAAAGGUCACAAGACUUUUAAAAAACAAGUAAGCACAAUUGCCACCUACACUGCCUGGCCCAAAAAAACAGUCAAAGGGCAAAUUAUUGGGCUGCAGUAAGCACUGAAAACAACUAGAGAGAUCUUAAGUUAUUGGAAUCAGGUUAAGAACUGUCCAACUUUAUUAAAACCAUUAGUAAAAUACAUGCAAAAAAAAAAAGGAAAAGGAAAUCGACAGUAUCUAUGUUUAACAGUCAAAACGUCAAGUCAAAACAGUCAAAACUUUAUUUUUUUGGCCCGACUGUGUAUUUUGUUGAGAAAAAAACAAAACAAAACAUUUGCCACACAUUCACAAGGCCAAAGGUAUUCAGUACAUCCUUUAAAGCUGACUAAUAUGAAAGGCAAUAUCAGUUAAACGUCCAUAGUUGGCUUAUGUCUAAAAAUAAAAACAAACCAAAGUGGUUCUAUUUUGUCUUACACUGGUGUUUUUGACUAAAGCCAAGGACUCUGAACAGAGACGUAUAUGUUUAUCCCAGACUGAUACUAUACCUCAUCUGUUCAGUCAUCUUUAGAAAACAUUAGUUAGCUAAAUAGGCAAGAACAAGUAAAUAAAACUAAAAAAAUUAAGAGACUUAGACUUUCUAGCGUUGCAUUAUUCUCUAUGUAGAUGAUCUGCUAGAGUCACUGAAACACAGCUACAAAAGUUUUCCAAGUAUCUCUCUCUCUCUCUCUCUCUCUCUAUUUCUCUUAGAACAGCUUGUUGAACAUUGUUAGUGCCUCUGCUAUAAACUUAAAUCCUAAGCAAUAGAUACAGUAGAUUUGUAUUUUUUUGUUAAAGGAAUGAGUAUUAUAUUUGAUAGAAGAAAUAUGACUGAAUUACUGGACAGGUCUGUAAAUUAAAGUCUAAUUGUACCCUGUAAGUCUUGUAGUUAGACCAAAAAAUUGAAAAGAAAAAAAGAAAGAAAAAAGGUUAAAUGCUUAUUAUCAAGAUGUAAGAUAAGAGCCCUCAAUUAGCACUAUAGAGCAAAUUAGGGCGUACUAACUUUUAGCCAUGUUUGUCUUCAGCUCGAGACGAAUCUUUUACUAAAGUGUUCACAGUGUGUAAAUGACACCGAUACAAACAAAGCUAAAAAAACACUUGAUAAAAUAGAGCUAGAUUUUAUUCAGCAUAGAAUACAUUACUGUAUGUACAGUCUAUUGAUACUAUAUAUCGUUAUUUUAUAGAAAAAAAAGUUUGUCACAGUUCAAAGGCAGUGAAUGAAAAGGGAAGGAGAAGCAGGUGUUAUUUUAUAAAGAAAAGGCAGGUCGAUUUCAUAUGCAGAUCAUUUUUACUGUCAUGGUAAACUGGAAAUGUAAUCCAAGGCAGCUCGUUUCGAAGUGAACUGUUAAAACCAUUCAGCUGCACUGGAGCUUAAAGCAGUCAUCAUCAUUAUCAUCAUCAUCAUCAUCGUCAUGUAUCACUGCUGAACAUAAAGUCUUGCACAAAAGCAAAGAAAACACUCACCAUCCCAAGAAAACCUUGUAGCAUUUGUGCCAGAACACUGUUAAUAAUACUAUUCCGGUGAUGAUCAAAGCAGUAUUUUGUGCCGUGUAUCAUUGUGUAUCAUUCUAAGAAACAAUGUUACAACAGAUUUGUUUCAUCUUUUGUACAGUGUAAAAUUAGACACCUACUGAGCUGACAUGAUGGUUAUUUCUUAUCACUGUGUAAUCUAUAUGUAUUGAUCGAAUAGGCUCAUUUUCAUAGUUUUUACUCAUUUCUGCUAUAUAUUUUACUGGAGGUCUGACAUUUUAACUUUUACCAACAUACGCAAACAAGUUGUGAGUGACACAUUUGUCGCUCACCCUGUUGAAAAUAACCACAGUGUCAUCUAAGAUGUUUAAUUUAGAAGUGUUUUUUUUUCCGUUUUCCAUUUUGAUGAAAAAGAAAAUAUAAAGAGCUUACAUGUAUUGAGAAACGGCACAGUACCCGUGUGUGCCUUUAUACCAAUGUUCCAGACUGUUUCUUGUGCAUUGUUUACAGUUAUGUAUAAAAUCAUAAUACAUACUGUACUCUAGCUUUUUGGAUGUUUUUUUCCUCUGUUAAUUACAGAAACAUGUUUUUUUUAAAGGUAUUUUAAAAGUACAGGAACUCUCCUGUAUACAUAAAUAACUACAGUAGGACUAGAAUGUUCCAUGCCGUUUUUACAACGUACAGUAGAGUAGAAGAAACAUACACAAGACAAAAGUUGACAGAAUAAAUUCAGCGUAAGUACAAGUAGAACGUGGGGAAGAGGUUUGCUGUGUUGUGAUUUAUCGUGUUCAUUUCCCACAAUCACAGCAUGUUCUUGUAUGUCCCUUUUCAAAUUCUACGUUUGGGGAGGCUGCACUGAAAUGUGAAAUAAAGAUCAUUUUACAUAACGUCA